Aspergillus lentulus is the source of this 1359-nucleotide messenger RNA. The record is from RefSeq and is a predicted model, not a curated record. NCBI's taxonomy places the organism in Eukaryota, Fungi, Ascomycota, Eurotiomycetes, Eurotiales, Aspergillaceae.
AUGUCUGCUCCCGCGCCUUUUGGUGCCUCUAUGGCAAAAGCUCACUUUCUGUUUGACCCCGACUUCAAAAACCUCAACCAUGGCUCGUUCGGCACGUAUCCCAUUGCCGUGCAAACAGCUCUGCGACACUUCCAAUCUCAAGUGGAGGCCCGUCCGGACCCGUUCAUCCGGCACAUCCAGCCCCAACUGAUAGACGAAUCCCGCCGCGCCGUGGCCUCGCUGCUCAAUGUGCCCACCAACGAGUGCGUGUUCGUCAAGAAUGCCUCGACGGGCAUCAACACCGUCCUGCGCAACCUUGUCUUCAAGCAAGAUGAUGUGGUGGUGUAUUUUGACACCGUCUACGGCGCUGUCGAGAAGACCCUUGUCUCGCUGGUUGAGACUACGCCGUUGCAGCUGCGGAAGGUCCAGUACCAGCUCCCCAUUAGCCAUGACGAGCUGGUGCGGAGGUUCCUGGAGGUUGUGGCCAAGGCGAAGGCGGAUGGAUUGAAGGUUCGUGUUGCGGUGUUUGAUACCAUCGUCAGCAUGCCUGGUGUGCGGUUCCCGUUUGAGCGGUUGAUCGAGGCGUGUCGCGCCGAGGGCAUCUUGAGUGUUGUGGACGGUGCGCAUGGCAUCGGGCAGAUUCCCCUGGAUCUGGGGGCUUUGCAGCCGGAUUUCUUGACGACGAAUCUUCACAAGUGGCUGUAUACCCCCCGGGGUUCCGCCAUCCUCUACGUCCCCCUUCGCAACCAGCAUCUCAUCCGGACUACUCUCCCCACUUCCUGGGGUUUCAUCCCAUCCCCGGACUCCCCCGCCACCGCGCCCUCCCUCAUGCGCAGCAGCUCGGGCAAGUCCGCCUUCGAGGCGCUCUUCGAGUUUGUCGCGACCACCGACGACACGGCGUACCUGUGUGUCCCUGCGGCGCUGAAAUUCCGCUCCCAGGUCUGCGGCGGCGAGGACCGCAUUUACGCGUAUCUGGAGAAGCUGGCGCUGGAGGCCGGCGACAUUGUUGCCGCGGCGCUGGGCACGGAGGUCAUGCAGGAGCCCGACUUGAAGCCGGGAGAGGUCAGUCAGCUCCGGCGCUGUGCCAUGGCGACCGUGCGACUGCCGUUUGCCGUGUCGGGUGGUGAAGAGGACCCGAAGAAGGCCUCGGCUCGAUUGAGGCUGCAGGCUGCGCAGGCUGCGGAGGUUGCUGGGGAGAUCCAGACGGCGCUGGCGCGGGACUACGGGACCUUUGUGCCUGUGUUUGCGCAUGGCGGGUGGCUGUGGACCCGGCUGAGUGCGCAGGUUUACCUGGAGAAGAGCGAUUUCGAGUGGGUUGCGGGUGUGCUGAGCGAGCUAUGCAACAAGGUGGUGAGGAAGUUUGCCGAGCCAAAGUUGUGA